Eublepharis macularius is the source of this 1461-nucleotide messenger RNA. RefSeq names its product cytochrome P450 2J4-like. Bases 82 to 1131 code for a protein of 349 amino acids. The transcript is spliced from 7 exons. Gene Ontology annotation, biological process: xenobiotic metabolic process; arachidonate metabolic process. Gene Ontology annotation, molecular function: heme binding; iron ion binding; oxidoreductase activity, acting on paired donors, with incorporation or reduction of molecular oxygen, reduced flavin or flavoprotein as one donor, and incorporation of one atom of oxygen. Gene Ontology annotation, cellular component: cytoplasm; intracellular membrane-bounded organelle. NCBI's taxonomy places the organism in Eukaryota, Metazoa, Chordata, Lepidosauria, Squamata, Eublepharidae. The record is from RefSeq and is a predicted model, not a curated record.
CUUUCAAACGGCCAUACUUGGAAGCAGCAGAGGAAGUUUGGACUAGUUACCCUGCGGAAGCUGGGACUGGGGAAGAAAGGCAUGGAGCACCAAAUACAAGAGGAAGCCCAUCAGCUUGUUGAGACUUUUGCACAUACAAAGGGGCAGCCCUUCAACCCUGCAUUGCCCAUCAGAAAUUCAGUCACCAAUGUCAUUUGUGCUGUGGCUUUUGGACACCGCUUUUCCAUUGAAGAUGAAGAAUUCCUCAGUUUGAUGGAAAGCGUUGAAGUUAUUUUAGCAUUUACAACAAGCAUCCCUCAUAGUUUUUAUGAAAUUUUUCCAUGGCUUGUGAAACAUCUCCCGGGUCCUCACAAGAAAGCAUUAUCAUGCUUAGAGGUUGUGCUUUCCUUUGCAAAGAAGGAGAUAGAAGAGCAUAAGGAGUAUCACGCCAUGCAUGAGCCACAGGAUUUCAUUGAUUUCUACCUUCUUCAGAUGGAGAAAAGCAAGAAUGACCCCAAUUCUACAUACAGUGAAGAGAAUCUGGCUCAGAGCAUUUUUGACCUCUUCAUUGCCGGAUCUGACACGUCUGCCUCAACUCUGCAAUGGGCUCUUCUCCUCAUGGUGAAUCAUCAGGAUAUCCAAGAGAAUGUCCAUAAGGAGCUGGAAAAUGUCUUGGGCUCGUGUCAAUCAUUCAGCUAUCAAGAUCUAAAGAGACUGCCCUACACCAACGCUGUAAUUCAUGAGAUCCAGAGACUACAAUAUGUCUUAUUUUUUGGGGUUCCCAGAGAAUGUGUGAAGGAUGUAAACAUACUUGGUCUGCCCAUUCCCAAGGGGACCUUUGUUAUUCCCGAUCUUUGUUCUGUUCUUCUUGAUCCCAAGCAAUGGGAGACCCCUGAAGAGUUCAACCCAAAUCAUUUUUUGGACAAGGAUGGAAAUUUUGUGGAAGGAGAAGCAUUUCUGCCUUUUGGUGCAGGUGUCCGCGCAUGCGUGGGAGAGCAACUAGCAAGGAUCGAGCUCUUCAUUUUCUUCACCAGCCUGAUGAUGGCAUUUACCUUCCAGCUGCCAGAAGGAGUGAAAGAACUCAGUCGGGAGCCUAUCGUAGGGCUGAGAACACCUCCCCGUCCUUACAAGCUCUGCGCUGUUUCUCGCUGAAGAGUAUCAUAAACAAGGAUUGUGGGAGGAAAAGGAAUGGGGGAAAGAAGCUUGUGAAUGUGAUCCUGUGAUUCUGGUCACACCAAUGAGAGAGGAGCUUCUUGGCUCACAGAAUCCAAGCUCAGUAGAAAUCGCCCAUUUGGAGGCAAUUUCUACUGAGCUCAGCUUCAGAGCGCCCUGUGGCUCCUUCAUUGUGCUGGAAUAUGUAGUCAUUUUCUGGUGCAAGAGAGGAGAAUGGGAGGUAGGUACCAUACUGUCCCUCCACCUCUCCAGCUACUGCACCCUCUUCUUUGGCCCUGGGACCACUGGCAAUCCUCGCUUCAAGGCCAG